AUGGGAUUUGACACCGUGCCGCAUUCCGCCCGCUUGACGUACUCACCGCCUUUGGAGCGGUUGGACGACGAUGUGUACGCCAUUUACUGCGAAGACGACACGAUGCAAUGCAUUCCGUUUCUGUGCGGGAUGCCUGCCGACGAAUGGCAGGAACGGCGUCGAACGCAUCGCGACAUGUUCCACACAUCUGGCACUGGGGCGUUCUUUGAUGUCGUCGAGGUGGAAUCGGGAAGAGUGAUUGGAACGAGUGGGUUUCGAGUCAUCGACACCUCGACAGGGUCCGCCGAGUGGGGAAUUGUCAUCUCGGCCAAGUUUCAACGUCGUGGCUUCUGCCAAGAAAUUCACGCGGCGUGCAUGGCAUGGGCGAUCAACCAAGGCAUUCGAACGUCGACCGCUCAAACGUGGACGUCAAACUUGCGAAUGGUACAGAUCCUCGAGCGCUAUGGGUAUCGCUAUAUUGAUACGAUCGAAAACGAGUAUGGCACGUGGGCAGCGUAUGAGCUCCCUUUGCAGCCACCAACUUACAAGGCGUAA
Molecule: messenger RNA, 534 nt
Organism: Aphanomyces invadans
Lineage: Eukaryota; Oomycota; Saprolegniomycetes; Saprolegniales; Verrucalvaceae
Exons: 1
Coding region: 1-534 (177 amino acids)
Cellular component (GO): cytoplasm
Molecular function (GO): protein-N-terminal-alanine acetyltransferase activity; protein N-terminal-serine acetyltransferase activity
Source: RefSeq, a predicted model, not a curated record